Molecule: messenger RNA, 15023 nt
Organism: Porites lobata
Lineage: Eukaryota; Metazoa; Cnidaria; Anthozoa; Scleractinia; Poritidae
Source: the annotation of a GenBank genome assembly
AGUGAAGUCACUCAGGAAAAGUUUUUCGUAGAUGAAAGGUCACGUAAACUUUCACAUUUUACGUUCGUUUUUGAUUUAAUUUACUGUGAAUAGUUGGUUGAGUAGCAUUAGAUAUGGAUCGUGAUCGGUUACCUUCAAAUAGUUCGCUUGGACCUGAAAGACUUGAAAAUGUUUUAGGUAGUGAUAGCGAGGAAUGUCCCAUCGUAGAGGGAAGUAACUUGCGAUUUUCGCGAACUGCUCACAGCGAUGUAUUUCUGGAAGAACCAGAGGCUGCCGCUCUUGCACAAUACGACGAUUUUAACACUAUUGACUGGGUUCGUGAUCGACAGAGGGAACGAAAAAGGUUUCGUGAAAUGCGGCGAAUGAGAAGAGGUAGUCUUUGGGAGCGAAUACAACAAGCAAAUGACGCCUGGGCUGGCUGGUUGAUUGUCUUUCUUGUUGGUCUAGCUGCGGGAUUAUGUGCAGGGAUUAUAGACAUUGGAGCGACAUGGAUGACUGAUUUAAAAAUGGGUGUUUGUCCAGAAAACCUUUGGUUUAAUCAAGAAUCCUGUUGCUGGUCAGAUAACACUAGUUUUCAAGAAGUUGGCUGCCAUCAAUGGAAAACGUGGGCGCAGAUAUUCACUGGCUCAAACGAUGGCGCCGGGGCAUAUGUGAUUAACUACUUUAUUUACGUUCUUGUAGCUUUAGUUUUUGGUUUACUCGCCGUCACGCUAGUUCGUUGGUUUGCGCCUUAUGCAUGUGGAAGUGGAAUCCCAGAGGUAAGGAGAUUAAUAUUACAUAAUGAUUAAUAAAAUAAUGAUCCUGCAAGACCAAUGUUAAUUUUUUUUGCUAUGCAUUAGUACUCUUCAUCCCACAAAAAUGUUUUAUUUUCACACAGAGAAUGAAUAAAACAUUUACCCAGGUUACUUAGGUUUCGCCGCUUCUUGGCAGGGUCACCGUAACAGUGCAUGGCACCAAUUAUUUACUGUGGGCCCUUAACUGUCCCUCCCCCCCACGAAAGAUAGACCACUACAAUGGGGACUAUGUCCCCUACUCUUUAGGAACAGUGCAUGGGUUCUUAAAUGUCCCACAGAAUUUAUACAUGCAAGGGUUGUGAGAUGGCACCUACAGUUUAUUGUCCUUAUUCGAGAAGACUAGAAACCAUUUGGAGAUGUCUGUACAAAGGCAGCACUUUCUCCUCAGUUAUUUAAAACCCUGAAUGUUGGGUCAGCCAGGGUUUGAACCAGUGGCCUCCUGUGUGGCAGACCAGUACUUAUCCAAUUGAAUUAAGUGGGCAGAGUUUACAAAAUAAAACUUUACCCAUUCUGAAAAGAUGUUUCCUAGUGCUAACAGAAUUCAACCAUCAAAAGAGCUGCAAAUAAUAACCAAGAAAAGAUUACAAAAUACAGUCAAAGCCCAUUAAUACGGACAAUGAGGGGGUCCUAGAAAGUGUCUUUAUCAAUGAGGUGUCUGUGUAAAGCAGGUUGAAUUUAGAGAAAAUGUUAAGGUUAGGGACAAGGAAAACUGUCCAAAAUGGUGUCCAUAUUAAGUGGGUGUCUGUAAAGCAGGGUUCGACUGUAUGGGAUUUUAUAUUGAUUUGGAUCACAGAUGAUGUCAAAAUGUGGUAGGAACACAUAGAUGGCUGAGAUGGUCACUUAAUAUGUUCUUCCUCUUUCUUCAUUCUCUCACUUGUUAACGACUCCUGCUAAACUUCUUUUGUGACCUUCACUUGCUCAAUAAAGAAUAAUCUCAUAGACAUCUUCAAGACUCCGGACCAUGUUGGGCAUAACAAGGAAAACAAUUCUUUGUGAUGUCGUCUCUUAGGGCGAAGGAAAUAAUAUUGAGAAUCAACCUAUAGCUAGAUUAAAUCAAAACUAACCUGAAAUCAAAUUAAUUGACCUGUAACAUCUGUCCUUGCUCAUGUGUAGGGAAAAGUUGGACGUUGUUGUCCUUCUCAGCUCAUAUCUCCUUGCUCAAAAGCAGCUGAGUGACAAACAACAGGCAUUAUUUCAAAGAAAAAUAAACAUCAGUCCCCAGUUCUUGUUUCGGAAGGAUACAGUUGAGAACUCCAACACAGACACCACUGGCCACUAUCCUCCUUCCCUCAGUAAUGACAAGAGGUUGUUACAUCAUGCACUUGUUUUCCAUUCUCAUUUUAGCUUUGCUGUUAGUGUAUGCUAUUCUUGUUCUAAUAUUUUAAACUGCUCUUUAGAUUAAGACGAUUCUAAGUGGUUUUAUCAUCCGUGGUUACCUGGGCCGUUGGACGCUAAUUAUCAAGUCCCUGUCAAUGAUGUUAGCUGUUUCUGCUGGCUUAAGUUUAGGAAAGGAGGGUCCCCUUGUGCAUGUGGCAAGCUGUUGUGGGAACUUUUUUUCGCAUGUGUUUGCUAAAUACAGUAAAAAUGAAGCAAAGAAAAGAGAGGUUUGUUUACUGUUGAUAGUUGCUAUGUUUUUUGCCAGCUUUCAUAUCUUUUGAGUUAAAAUUUUAAAUAAAAAUUCCAGUCUUUGUAUAUAUUGGAAACAUACAGCUGUACCCCAGAAAAUUGGAGUAUACAAGAGUACAUGUGCCUAUUUGUAAAGAAUCCCCACUGUCAGUUUUUUUCUUACCCAGAUAUCAACCUUCAAUUUUUUUAGCUUCCACAACCUUUCUUUUAAUCACAUUUUGAUUUGUUUUUGUUUGUUUCUUUUUUUGUACAUGAUCUAUUCCAUUCUACUUUUUUUUAGAAAGCCUAUUCCCAUUUGGUUCAAUGCUUCAUUCCUUGUUGAUGACUCACUAUCACCUUAGUCUUCUCAGAGUUUCUCAUAGAUCUCUGUCACAUCGGGUCAGUUAUUUAAACAAAGUCUAACUUAGGCUGCAGUUUAGCAAAUCUUUGGACCUCCAGAUAUCUUCUUUUCUGGGUUAUUUUAAGAAAAAAAUAAUUAUUGCUUUGCUAGUCUACGUCUUAUGCUUUCAUGAAGUUGUUCACUGUAAAUGGUGUUUAAAAAAAAACGUUGAGCAAACUGAAAAAGGCUUAGAAUGCAGUUUUGUUAAACACUGGCUAACCCCGUUUAAAUAACUGGCCCUUAAUGUUUUACUUAUCUUUGCACCAAUAAUUCAGCCCUUUUUACCACUGCUGUCUGUUUAUUGCUUUCUGUCAACUUUACCUAGGUCUUAUCAGCAGCAGCUGCAGCUGGUGUGUCUGUGGCUUUUGGUGCACCCAUUGGUGGUAUCCUGUUCAGCUUGGAAGAAGUCAGUUACUACUUUCCAAUGAAGACAUUAUGGAGAUCAUUCUUCUGUGCAAUGAUUGCUGCGUUUACUCUCAAGUAUAUGAACCCAUUUGGAACUGGGCGUUUGGUUAUGUUUUACGUAGAAUAUGACAAUCCAUGGAAGCUGUUUGAACUUGUACCUUUUAUAAUUUUAGGUGCUUUAGGGGUGAGUGUGAUCCUUCUAGUAAGUAGCAUUAAUUUUUCACCUUCAGACUUUUUUGUUUUGAUGAUUUGUAUAGGGUUUCUUUAUUCUCAAGUCAUAAUUUAUAUUCCAUUUUCACAGCUUUAUCAUUUAACUGAUGAAAUAUAAUAAAUUUAUACCCCAAAAACAAAAUCAAAUAAAUAAGAGUGUAAAAAGUUGAGUUGAAGAAAUUUUUCAUGCUGGUUAUUUACUCAUUUCUGUUUCACAUGAUCACUGUUGAUCAAAAACAAAGUCGUCUCUUAAAAUGCGGCAGCCAACUAAUAAGUUCAGGUUUUGAGACCAGAUAGGCUAUCAGAAAUGAAGUAUAAAAAUUCGAUGGGCUCAUAAUUUUAUAUUUUAACUAUAAAAAAUGUCCCAAUAUACCACACCAACUAGUGGUAGUCUUGUAUCAUAAAAUCAAAUAUUAAUUUAGGGCAUCUUCCAUUGGCCAUAUACCAGAAUAAGAAUUUAUAAGUUGUUUUGGCUUUCAUUGUAUAGAAAUAUUUACAAAACUGCUUGAAAUAGAAUAUUCCAGUCUAUAUAAAGUUUAAAUGGUUUAAACAUCACAUCAGAAGAGCUUUGCAACAAACAAAACUUUUGCGUAUUCUUAUUUCAGAAUAUGAUUAAUCAAACGCACCCUUGUUAUCUUUUUAAAUGUUUUUGUUUUUUGUAGCUUUAAAAACUCAUCAAGCAGUCUUUUUUUCUACUUUUUCUUUUAUAUAGGGUCUUAUAGGUGCAUUUUUCAUUAAGGCAAACUUAUGGUAUUGUAAACUGAGGAAAACAACAAAACUUGGAAAGUAUCCAAUAGCAGAGGUGAUAAAAAUGACUAUCCCACCUUUUACAUGUUGUUCAGUUCUAUAAAAUAAUAAUGUAUCAAAUUAUUUAUCCAACAUGAAAAGUGGAGCUCCCUUACAUUAAGCUAUGAUAAAAAGUGGAGUGCCUACUAAAACACAUUAGCCAUUAUCUUGAAAGAAAAUAAUUUCUUUUGACUUCUGCAAUCUAAAUAAAUACCUCGGACUCACAUACACCCAAAAAUUUAAAUGUAAGCCCAUGAUACAACAAAAGUUAUCAGGUGGUCAGUGGAAACCUCAAAAGAGUGCAUGAACUCGAUAGGUAGCACAACUGAGCCGAUAAUACAAUCAUCUCUUACAGAUCAGAGGGUGCCCUAUUAUGAUGGCAUGACUUCCUCAUUUGAUUAUGCUGCGUUGUAAUAAUAUUAUGUGACCUGGAGCACACGUUCAGUCAAUCAGCUAUAAUUAUUAAAUGUAACAAACAGAAUUCUUCACAUUAGGAGGUUUCCCAGAUUUUCUUACUAAAAGGGCUCCAUUUGACAGUGCCUACAUGUAGCUAGCUUAGCCCAAGAAAACAGAAGGCACUUGGCAAAGCCACCACUGCUUUCCCUGCAAAAUGACGUCUGAGGAACGAGCGAUGAUAAACGUGUCACUACCGAGAUCUGGGUAGUAUUUCUGUUUGGUUGAAGCAAAUUUUCCGCACGGCACUACCAAUAAGAAGCACUACCCAUAUCUGGGUAGUAACACGUCAACAGUGUGGAAUUUCUGCACUCGCUUCUCAGACGUUGUUUCUCGGGAAAAAAGGUGGUGUCACUGAAACGUUUUGCUCAGGUCAUACCAUGCUCUCCAGUAGUUGCUUAUUAUUAUGUUGUACUGUUUUCUUCAGGUUUUACUCGUGACUCUUGUCACAGCUUUGUUGGCAUAUCCCAAUCCCUAUUCAAGGUAACAAAAUAAAACAUUAACGCUAGCUACUGAAUCAAUAAAUUCAUUCUUAAUGAGUACGGCUGUAAAUGUAUGUUUUUUUGUGGAAGAGGUCACACAUGUUGACAACAUCGUACGUGUAUUCAGGCGUUAGCUUUGUUGACAUUUUGUAUCAGCCUUUUAACCUCAUCUAAGUUAUUAAUGUUUAACAAAAAUGUUUCACUACCUCAGUGCCUUAUACAGGUGCUGAAAAAGAUCAUGUUUUUUAUUGUGUAGUUGAGCGAACCUCUCUACAGUGGUCACCUUUCAUUGGCAAGGGUAGAAGCUGGCUGUCAUGGGAGGGGGCAGGGGUUAGGGAUGAAAGGGGAAACCAAUUUUUGGGUGAAGAGGGUAAAACUUUUUAAGUUUUGAAAAUGCUUAUUAUAUUGUACAUGUAAAAUAGAGGUCUUCCAAGGGGUAGAAAUGACAGGCAACAUGGCCCCAAAAACUGGCAACAGUCGUCUAAGAAAUCAUCAACAUUAGACAGAAAAGGAAGAAAAAAGUGACAGUGACAAUCCAAUUUUAAAUAGUCGUUCACUUUUACAUUUGGCUGUUCCGGCAGCAAGUAACAAAAUUUCUUCUGUUAUUUUCUUUGGAACAUUUUCUAAUUGUGGUAUUGUUCAAAAACAUUCCUUGGAAGGCCUCAAAGUAAUAUACAAAAUAUAUAAUAAUAGUGUGCUGAUAAAUAAGAAACAAAAUGUUUUGAAAAAAUAUGAAGAUAAAACAAGGUAAGUGUGGUACAGUGAGUGCAUCAAGAUGGGCGAGAAGAGGCUGAGGUCUCGAGGGGAGAGGUAUUCCCCCCCCCCCUCUCUCUCUCCUGGCAUUCGUUCUUCUCCCUUGUGGCUCAUUCUAUUGUGCCCUAAGUUUCUCAAGCACCUGCGUUUGUUCUUUGGUUUUGCAGGGAGAGUAGCAGUGUUUUAAUCAAACGCCUUUUCAGUCAGUGUGGUCCAGAUGACAUUUCUGAGUUAUGGUAUGUUUAUGUACUUUCUCAGGACCUGAAAGUAUUAAUCCUUAAAAUCUUUCCAGAAAAAUAAAGAAAAGCUAUUGCUGUUUUACCCUAAGCAACCCAUAAUCAGCCUGUAGUCUCUGCUAUAAUACUUUAUUGUUAUUUUUGUUUCGUCUGGCUGAACCUGCACAUUUCAAAUCAUUGUAAAAGAAAAAGCGAGUCAGUUAGUACAAGUCAUAGCUGGUGUGUUGAGAAUAUGCCACCUGCAUGCACACAUGAUGGCAGCCUGAACAUUUGACACAUUUUAACAGAUUGCAGUGUAACACAAGCUACACGAAGUCGUAGGAUAACAAGACCUACUUUUAUUUCAUUUGUGUUUCUGUGUGUUUUCACAGUGACUAUGAAACAGAUAACUCCACCCUGAAUGUGAAUGAUCCUCACUGGCCUGGAGCUAAUGCAGGAGCCGGGGUAAAAAUGGCUGUGUGGCAGUUAAUUCUGGCCAUGAUUUUCAAGGCAAUCAUUACUAUUUUUACAUUUGGAAUUAAGGUGAGGUUGUGAAGUCUGUUAGUUCUUUACUAAGAACUAAGAAACAAAAUUCAUCAAGUGCAAUAAUAUGAUAACUAGAAAACAAGUUGUACCACAGAACCAAAAAUGCAAGUGCCCUGUAGCCUGCAUCACAGAUGUAAUUUAACCUUGGUUAGUGGGGACUUUAAGAUCCAACGACAUGACGGCAACAAGAACGUCGCUUAAAAAGUGAAUUUGUGUUCUUUCAGUCUUUAUCGCAAUUAUUCCUACUAGGAGUUGAAUUCCUAGGGACCAUAUACAAGUGCGGAAAGAGAAACAAAAUUUCGUCGUUGGUUGUUUACGUACUCCAUAAAACGCAAAAUUAGGCACUUUCACGUCGUAUUCGUGCAAACACGGGCAGAGAAAUGUACAAAAAAGUUGUUGUUUUGCUUAUAAAACCUAUUGUUUUUUUCUUGACGUCCUCGUUGCCAUCCGCGUUUUUGGAUCUUAAAGUUCCUAGUAACAUCUGCAAAGCAGCAUUGUGAUCCUUUCUCUGGGCCCCUAACGACUCAAUGAAUCACCAGAAGUACGUUUUGAAGUUCCCUUCAACCUGUUUGGCAAAUCGGCAAUGGCUUUUUCAACAGGCCAAUCAUGGUGCCUACUCAAAUCCUGGUACGCAGGUGAGGGGCCAGAACAAGAAUUUCAGUACUGUUUCGCAGACAGACUUAACCAGAGUUUAGUUUCAUCUGUGGUGCAGGCUAGCUAGUGCACCCAAGAGCAACUGCAUGUAGCUUAUACUUUCAUCGUUCACCCUGAUCAUUUUUGUUAUUUUAGUUGUACUAGAUGACAAUCCACAUCUCAUUUUAGGUACCUGCUGGAUUGUUUAUUCCAAGCAUGGCCAUAGGAGCUUGUAUGGGAAGAGUUCUUGGCAUUGGAAUGGAGCAACUGGCCUUGUAUGUUACCAAAUGUAGAAACAAAGCUAGUGUAGUUACACUAUUUUUGUUGAAGGUUCUAGGUAGUUUCUCCAGAACCUCAGAUAAGGUCACAAUUUCGUCACCUUAUACGUAAAAAGUUAAUAUCUUUUAGGUAUAUAAAACUUACUUGUAAAGAUGUUUUGUAGCUCCUGUCCGAUGUAAAAUUCUCAUGGCAGGGUGCAACAAAAGUGCUCUCUGAUAGUCCGGGGCUAGUGUAGCGACCCUUCAGGCCAGCUUUUUUUAAUUACGAGUUGUCUAAUGUACAGGUAAGCAACAUUAAUUUGCGGAGAUUAAGGAAAUGAAAUUGAAAAAGGGGGUUGCUAGGUUGACAAAACUACUCUGGGCUAGUAAACUUGAGCAACAGUUUUUUUCUAUUUUAACGUAAUCAUCAAGAGGACUAAAUCCACACAACAGAAUUCACGUAGAUCAGACUUUCUAUACAUUUUGAGGACUAAUGCUGUUGUUAUCUUCAUGUUUUUCAGUCAUAAUCCUCACUGGUACAUUUUUGAGUCAUCUUGUGGUAAAUCAAUCGCCACCUGUAUAACUCCUGGACUAUAUGCCAUGGUAGGAGCGGCAGCAGUUUUGGGUGGAGUUACAAAAAUGACAGGUACAACUGCAAAUCUUGUUAACUUUUACCACAACAGUAGACCCUCUCUGCAGCAUGCAGUCUGGUGACCUUUCUUGCACAAAAAUUGUGGGAAACAACUUACUAAUUUAAUAUCAAAUAUAGAAAAUUAAUAGUCUGAAAUGUCAUCCAUCUCUUCGCCACACACCCCAACGGGCCGCCCAUUGAACCCAGAGGGGUGGGGUGAAGAGCCGGAUGACACUUUAGACUAAUAUAGCAAAAGCAAGGGGGAUUGCUAGAGAACAAAUUUUGAAAUGACUAACACAUACGACCAACAAAUGCCAAACUAACAAAUUUAGGGGUGUGUAAUCAUUAUUAAAGACCAAGUCCUUGGAAAAAUAAAUUGGUUCCUAAAAAAUCCCUUAAAGAAAAGGUCUCAGGUCUGUCUGAAUCAUCCACACAUAAGUUUGUCCUUGCUAUUUUGUAAGAUUUACUGAUUAUCAGAUCUAUCUUUCCUCUGCUCUAAUGAUGCAUUGUAAUAAUCCUGAAGUAUCCAUUUUUCUUUUGAAGUUUCCCUUGUGGUGAUCAUGUUUGAGCUGACCGGAGGACUGAUGUACAUUGUACCACUCAUGGUGGCUAUUAUGACAAGUAAAUGGAUUGGAGAUGCAUUCAUUAAGGAAGGAAUGUAUCCUUCUGCUAUCGUGCAUUGAUGUAUUUUACUUAGGGUGCUUUUCAUUUUUGUCAGAUUUAGCUGGCCAGGCCAGGUCAGGCCAGUCCAUUCGUUAGGAGAAUAUUAAUCAGAACUAUCCAGCCAGAUUAGUUUAUUGUGGUGGGUUGUAGUAAAAAUCUCAAGAAAAGACAAAGAUUCUGUUUACGCAUUAACCGGUCCGGACAGCCAGAUCUGACUUCUGGAAAGUACACAGGAACAAAAAUGGUCUAAAGGUGAUAGUGAGCAAACCCUCUAUUGUGCUCCUAAGGAGUCAUGAUAGGUAUAAAACUUAAAGAGACAGUGGAAAUAGUUAAUUUUGUCUGAUGUCAAUGUUGCAAACCCUUGACUGCUGUUCAAGCUAUGACGGACAUAUUCAUCUGAAUGGCUACCCAUUCCUGGACAGCAAAGAAGAAUUCACUCACACGACACUGGCAGCUGAUGUUAUGAGACCAAGGUGAGAUUUAAAUAAUUGCCGUCAAACUUCCAUGUUUGACCACCGCCCCCUUCCUCUUUGCAAAAGUGAUCACCUGUCCAAAAUAUCAAAUUGAAUUUUCCCAAGCGACUUUUACGUUCAGGGUUCGAAGUGUUUACUGAAACUCUUUCCUCCACUGAUUUAGUUGAUGAGCCAAAGCUGCUAAAAGGCUACACCCCAAAGUUGCAUCUCAAACAGGAAAAGGUGCUCCAGAAAACACCAUGACACAUGUUCAUGGCAGUUACUUGCUCUGGGUUAUGGGCUCCAGUUUACGUUCAUUUUAGUAGGUGAUUUUCAUCGCACAAGUUCUUAGAUAAUCUGUUUGACUGUGCCAUUAUUUUUCAGGAAAAAUGACCCUCCUUUAUCAUGUAUUACUCAAGACAGUUUUACCGUUGGAGACAUAGGUAAUAAACAUUUUCCCUAAGGUUGAUUUCAGUGUUCCUGACGUACUAGUUUAUAUGAACUGAAUUUAAAUAGUGUCUUGUUAUAUCUCUCACAGAAACACUUCUUGAAGAAACCGAGUUCAAAGGAUUUCCUGUGAUAGUGGACAAUGAAUCACAAAGACUGGCAGGCUUUGUUCUGAGGAGAGAUUUGAAUAUUGCCAUCAGUAGGUUUCUUUACUUUUUCUGGACUUGUGGUGAAAAUGAUUGCUAGAGUUCCUUACCUUCAGUUGCAUGCCGUAAAUAGGCCUUUUGCAUUGGUUGAUUACGUGAUCAACUUUCAGUAACCACGAAAAUAGUCCGCUUUUGAAAAAUUUUGUUCGCACGAGCUGAAAGAGCGUAUUAAAAUUAGGCAACCUGUAAAUUUUCAGCCGUAUAUCUGAAAAGCACCGGUGUUAGGUGUUAGGUGUUUUGUUCACACGGAACCACCUUCACCGUACGAAAAUUUAGACGCUUAGCCGUUCAAACUUCCGUAUGAACACAUCGAAAAUAUUUAACGGUCCCGUGUGUCGGUGGGGCCGGUCAAAUUCUUCAGCCGUGUGAAGGAAGCAUAAGUAGCCUGAGUAUCAGGCCUUCCUAAGGGGCUAGGGGAGAGGAGAUUUUAGAUGGGGGAGGGGGAAGGGGGAGAAGAGAAAGGAAGGCCUGACACAAAACCAUUCAGCAAAUCGUGUGACACAUCCAAAAUCUGGAUGUGGCAGUGACAGCACCAAUGCUUUUAAAAAGCUUGGCUUUGCUUGAGGCGGUUACGAUAGUGUACGUGACUGGAAUUCGUUCGCUUCCUCUUCCAAAAUUUUGUCACUUUUGAAAUGUCUUAAGCUCAAGCGGGCGCCAUCAUGUUUCGCCAACGGGAUUGACCUUUGAAGAGGUGGAAUUUGCUGCAGCUUGAUAAUUUCUAGGCAUAGGUGUUUCACCAUCGCACCUUCCUAUUUAUUCUUGCAGCUCCUUUCAACCACCCUAGAAUGCGAGGGAUAACAUCAGCUUUUUAGCUGCCAGACAAGCGCCUGAUGUAACUCUGUAAACAAAAGCAAUUUACAAUUUUCCGGGCACACGUUUGUUUACAAAGAGAGCGUUGGCGAUCUUACACUAGCACAAUUCCUAAAACAUGUUAUAAUUACUCAAAAAGGCAGGUUUUACGUUACAAGUAUUCGAAAACUCCUCAUUGGAGGUUUCAGAAAAAAGCGAAAUCGUAGCAACACAAGAACCGGUGCUCGGCCAGACCGUAAAGUGAGAUUUAUUUUAGGCGAGCUUUUUGACCCAUGAAGCUGACAACCCAAUGACCGGGAGCUGAUUUUGAUUGGAUGGUAUCGAAUCAUGCUCUGUGGGGGUGGAAGGCUCCAGUAAAAGCAUCUGUGUCAGGCGUUUCUCUCCUUCCGCUCUCUCGACUCCCUUUUUCGCUUCCAUCUUUCCCCCUUUUCCCCAGAAACGCCUGAUACUCAGGCUAAAGCAUAAGUACUGGCAAAUGUAUGACUUUGUUACUUGUGCUUUCAGGUCACGCCAGAGCUCGUGAUGAAACAGUGGUAUCGGCGUCACGUGUUUACUUCUUACCCAGUCCCCCUCGGUAUGCUGAGCCUGGUCAGCCGUCUAGUUUGAGUUUGAGACAUAUUGUUGACAUGGUAGGAAACUGCAUUAAUAAACACUUGAAUGUUUUCAUUGUGUCACUGUACAUCACGGUGAAGCCGAAUGAAUUGUUUUCUGAAAAAAGUGGUUGGUAAAAAAGUAAAGUGAGGUUUGAGUUUCCCUCAGAAAUAAAAAAAAAAAGACAGACUUUUUGGCUUUGAAAACAAAAGUGUCAGUUACGGGGUCUUCUAUGAUAAUAAAAUUAUCGUUUGUUGCAAACAGGAAAAAACGGUUGCGAACUGGAUAGGCAAAGUUGAUCCUCAGUUCUUAUGAAGUUUACCAUUUCCACUUGAAGAAGCUUUUAUUAGGAGGUUUUCUCUCGUCAGACAGAUCUACUCGUUAUAUCACUUGUAACCCCGUUGAUAAUUUACCCAUCUGGGCCCGGUUCCUGAAAGGCCGAUUGGCGCUAAUCCAGGAUUAAAAUUUUGUUCGACGUUUUAUAUUUACCUUCCUACGCAUUGCUUAGAGUAACAUUUUUUGUUAUCAUCACUGUAUCUCGGAGUGAGGACGCAACGGUAUUUUGUAAGCUUGAGUUACAUGUUCUUAGAAGAGAAAACGGUGCUUAAAAUUUAGCUUAAUGUUGGGUUAAACUUAACCAUUUUUCUAGGAACCAUGUCCAGGUUGUUGUGGCUUAUAACAAAGUUGUUUUAAUUCGCCACUUAAGGAACGAGAAGGGGACUGGAACCGAAAGGCGUCCCGCAAUUGUUUGUGGGGUCGUUACCAGGCACGCGCCAGUCAGCUAUUGGCUAAUUAUUCCCUGUUCCUAGUAACAGUCCCAGAAGGCUUUGCGAAAGUUAACUCGCCCCAGUUUCCCUCUCGUUUCUAACGAGGCGAAUGUCUCUUGUAUUUCAGAGCCCAAUUCAAAUCACUGAUGCCAUGCCCAUGGAAACAGUAGUAGAAAUGUUUCGUAGGCUGGGAUUAAGGCAGACACUUGUUACGCACAAUGGGUGAGUAGACAGCUUAUUUUCUUUGAGUUUUCGCGUGCAAUCCUUCAUUGUCACAGCUCUUCUCAGUGGUGUCGUUUAUUGCACCGUUGAUGAAAUCUCAAGCGUUAAAAACUCAAAUGAAACUUAUUAAGCACUAUCCACUGGAUAAAUCACUUUAUUAUGUAGAUACUGAUGAAAUACCAGGAUUUUUCCUUGUACUAGAAAAUCAUAUCUUCAUCGGGCGCAGUGAAGAUGCUAUUUUUAUCUUUCACGUGUGAGGGUAUUGGUGUCACCAUGGUUACUAACAUGAUUAGCCAUUUACAAGAGAGCUUCCCGUUUUUAAUAGAGUUUUCGAAGUUGUCACGACAAACUGAACUGUUCCGGACCCUGUGGAACAGGCUAAACAUUUUUAUUUUCUCAAUGGUUUAUUGAUUAAGGCUUAGUUCACACACCGGAUAGCUUUUCGUGUCGACACUCUCUUCUCCGCAGAUGAGCUUCAAGUUGUGUUUUAUGUAGGAAUUUCAUCAGUAUCUAUAAAAUAAACAGAACAUUACAUGGCCGCUUGGGGAUACGAAUUUUAUCUUCUCCUGCUGAAAGUAUCUUUUACGAGUGAGCGAAGCGAACGAGUGAGAGAUACUUUCAGCACGAGAAGAUAAAAUUCGUAUGCCCGCGCGGCCAUAUAAUAUCCUCUAUAUCUAGUGCAUAAGUAUUGUGGAAAACAAUUGGGUUAUCUACUGAAGAGAUAUUUAAACAGUGGAUAGCGUUAUUCACCUUUUGAACAACUGCGGCCUGCAGUACUUCACUGUGGUGCUGUUUACUGUGAUGUACAAGGUGGUUCUGAAUUUUGAUUCUGUGAAUCAAACCCAGUAGUGUAACCACUCAAAUAAAAGCUCUUGAACAGUGCCUUCUUGUGUUACUGUUUAUUGUGCUUUUUAAGAUUACUAUAAUAGUUGAGUUUGUGAAUUAAAUCGUAAAGAUUACCACGCAAGUACAUGGUUACCGAGCAGUACUUUAUUAUGCUGUAUAAAUUGACAUUUGUGUCUAUCGAUACCAUAAAACGACCAUUCAUGACAGAGGUAUUGAUCAGUCAGGUGUUUUGUUUGUUGGUUGGUUUGUUUUCUGACAUCAGCGUCGAGUGUACGUAUACACUAACAUAAAACAUGUUUUUAGUUCAGGGAGUUAAUUUUGUUGUAUCUAUUUUUUUCAGUCGCUUGUUAGGAAUCAUCACAAAGAAAGAUGUUCUACGCCAUAUUGCCACGUUAGCAAAUCAAGAUCCAGAUUCUAUACUUUUCCAUUGACAGUCGCAGUUAAAAAAACGAUUUAUGUACUACAUGACGUAAUAUCCCACACAAUAAUAUGGAGUCAUAAUCUCUUAAACAGCAAAAUUUUGAAUGGUCUGUAGAGAAGUGGACACUGGGUCCCUGUGUGCCGACGUUUUCUCUUGGUUCCUACACAAUCCACCGCUUUUACAAUACUCAUGACUCCCUGAAACGCUCUCGUUUGAAAUGAUAUCUGACAAGGCGAAAUGGAGCAAAUAUGUAUCACAGCUACUUAUCGGGUACCCAAACAAACGCCACUGAAUCGUAGUCAACAGUUAACGACUAAUUGACGGACUUAAGCAAAACUCAGGCCCGGUUCAGACGCCGAAUGAAGGCCGACCCAAACUAUUUAGACCGCCUGAAUUGAUUCAGACGCCAAUCUUAAUUCCAGCCGAACUAAAUUCGAAAGAUGAAAAAUGCUCGUUUGGUGAAACUGCUUGCAAAAUACGUUACUAUAAUUUAUGCAUUAAGUUAGGCAGAUGAAAGUUUCGACGUCUGAAUCAAAGCCGUUCCAAAGCCGUUCCAAAGUCGUUCCACAGUCGAAAUUCCCGGCCUGGCUAGGCGGGAAGAACGGCUGAGCCGUUUCAAAUUGAAAUAGACGUUCCUAAUUGAUUCAAUUCAAUAUAUUAGGUUCGGCUCAUCUGAACCGGGCGUAACUACGAGAGAAUGACUGUAUAACCGACAAUUUGACUAAUAAACGACUGUUUAACUGUGACAAUGGACGAAGCGAAACGCACCAAUGACAUUACAAGUCUUCAUAGUCUUCACGGUUUAACUGACAUCGCUACUAAAUUGACCAGUCAGGGCCGGGUUGUUCGAAGCUGGGUUAAGAUAACCCAGGGUUAGUGCGAAAUUUGAACUCAAAUAUGAGAGCUUAAAAAUCAAAUUUAGUUUAAUUCUCUUUGCCUACAAUUUGAUGAUUGGAUACUCUAAAAAGAAUAAAGAAAAUUAUCCGAGAAAGCGCUUUUGAUAGCAAGAAAAAGAAACCCGGGUUAAAAUUUAACCUCAGGUUAGCGCUAACCGGCGUUCGAACAACUGGGCCCAGGUCAAUAACCAAAGUUAAAUAAGAUAACUGACGUGAUACAACUCACUUUGACUGUGAAGAUGACUACCGCACAUGCUGUCUAAACGUCAGUCACUGUCACCCUGCGUUCACAUCAUUUUGUGCUGUUUUUUCUUUUUUUUAUCCAGGCACUAGUGCUCGGACCGUUAAAGUGAACAUAGUCUCAUUUGGAUUAUUCUUACAAAACAUGGCCAUUCCUCCAUGUCAAGAUAAUAAGCUGAUUAAGAAAAGAGGUAACAAAGUAACCCAAGCGUUCACAUCAGUUUUACUAAUACAUGUACAUCUCAGGUCGAGGAUAUAUUUUUAAAAUAAAGAGAUGAAAAUGACAAUAACA